Messenger RNA from Cimex lectularius (bed bug), 879 nucleotides. RefSeq lists its product as uncharacterized. Lineage: Eukaryota; Metazoa; Arthropoda; Insecta; Hemiptera; Cimicidae. The record is from RefSeq and is a predicted model, not a curated record. The coding region runs from base 62 to 685 and encodes 207 amino acids. The transcript is spliced from 3 exons.
AGCAGUCACUGGUUUGGCAGUUAAUCGUCCCAACUCCUGGAGUCUUUAUCUUAUUUUCAUCAUGAAGGACGUGAAGUCCACCGCUUCGGUCACUCUGUCCUGUUACGGCGAAAAGGCCAAAAAUAAAUCAACAGCCCAAUUCGUUUUGAACCCGUCCUUCGUGGGUACAUUCAAGCCUAAGGAACCACCCUCGGAAAUGAAAGUCCCCCAGGAAAAAUAUGCCGGAGCUAGGAAAAUUCUCGGCGGUGAGGACAAUACAGAAGCGUUUGGCGGCGAUGGAAUUCCAACAGAUGGUAUCUCGAACACACUCAAAAAGAGAACAGCCUUUUUAAGAAUGGUUACACAUAUAUUGAAUUUUCGGCAGGUCACGCAGCUGAGUCAGUUUUUCACCUUUAAUUCUUCACGGAACGUCGAAAGCGGUGAACUCGAUAUCAACGGGAAUGGACUUUGGACCACACCAGCUAUUGGGGAAGCGAUCCAUAUGUCAGAAGGAGGUCGCGGCAGGCGGUUAGUACCGAAUGGAGAUGUGAUCCAUACUGAAGAAGGCGUGUCGAUGGCAAGACGACUUCUCAAGUUCUAUUCGAUCGACAUUAUAUGCUUAGCUUUGGGAAUUUUCUUAUUCUUCUUUGGAUUGUACCACUUGGUAUUGAUUUUUUACCACUAUUCGUACACAACAGAAUUUUAAGCAUGGAAAAAUAAACAAAUUAAGUUUUUUAAAUUUGAUAUAUUUGGUAUUAAAAUUGUGGUUCUCUUCAUGUCUUUUAUUUUAAAAAAAUCACAUUUGUUCACAAACGUCAAUAAAAAAUGAAUGAAUUCCAAGAUACCAAUGUAGAUUAGAUUUGGAUUUUAUUAUUCUAUCAUAAAUUUUUGUACAUGCUU